UUAUUUAAGUAUAUACCUACUCAACAUAAAUAAAUAUACAAACUAACAGAUAAAAAACAACUAUCUUGACGCUCAGUCUUGUUUCGAAGGUAUCAUAAUGCGGACAUCAAAAUUAAAAUCAGUGUCAUAUUUAACGACUGUCAACAAAAACUUCAUCAGACAUGCUGCCGUAAAUAGUGCGGCGACGGCAAAAGUUACAGAGGAAACAAUUAAAACAAUACAAGGAAAGUCAUGGCAAGAAAUACCAGGACCUAGUUCUCUGCCUAUUAUAGGACAUUUGCAUCAUUUUCUUCCAGGAGGCGAACUACACAAUGCAACAUCAUUCGAAUUUGCGGAGAAAAUGUUCCUAAAGUACGGACGAUUAGAAACGCUCGGUACACCACCAGUAAUAUUUUUGGGUGAUCCCGAAAGCGCUGCUCAAAUACUUCAUGGAGAUAACUGGUUACCAGUACGACCAGGGUUUGAGUCUCUAGACUAUUACAGGACUAAUUAUAAAAAAAAUAAAUCUGAACAUUAUGGACUACUAACUGACCAUGGAGAAAAAUGGAAAAAAUUUAGAUCAAAGGUCAACCCAGCUUUACUGCAACCAAAAACAAUUAAACUUUACAGUUCUGUUCUUGACGAGGUUGCUCGAGAUAUGAUUAAUAGACUUAAAUCAGUUCGAGGUGAAGACAAUAUGAUCAAAACAAGUUUUGAUGUUGAAAUGAACUUAUGGUCAUUAGAAUCCGUCGGUGUGAUAGCACUUGGAGACCGUCUCAACUGUUUCGACCCGAAUUUGCCCGAAGAUUCACCAGCAAGGAAACUUAUAAAUGUUGUCCACGAAGUUUUUGUACUAGCUGAGGAAUUGGAUUUUAGACCAAGCCUUUGGAGAUUAUUUUCUACACCAACAUUCAAAAGGGCAAUGAAAGUAUAUGAGGAUCAAGAAAAUUUGGCUAAAUAUUUUGUGAGCAAAGCAAUAGAGAAAUUGAAUAGCAAGAACGUAACCAAUGAUGAAGAAAAAGGUGUCUUAGAAAAGCUACUUGAAAUAGAUGAAAAAAUUGCGCACAUAAUGGCAUCUGACAUGUUAUUUGCUGGAGUGGAUACGACUUCAAAUACAAUUACAGCAUCACUUUAUCUACUAGCGAUCAAUCCAGAAAAACAAGAAAAACUCAGAGAAGAAUUGAUGUCACAACAAGAGAAAAGACCUUACUUAAGGGCUUGUAUCAAAGAAUCAUUAAGAAUGUUACCAGUUGUGUCUGGAAAUGCUAGGCAAACUACCAAGGAAUAUAAUAUAUUGGGAUACAACAUACCGAAAAAUACGUUAAUCGUAUUCCAACACGAAAUGAUGUCCAAGUUGGAAAAUCAAUAUCCCAGAUCCCACGAGUACAUCCCAGAGAGAUGGCUUGUAGGCAAAGAAGACCCGUUGUACUAUGGAAACGCGCAUCCAUUUGCCCACAAUCCUUUUGGAUUUGGUGUUCGCAGUUGUAUAGGUCGUCGCAUAGCGGAAUUAGAAAUAGAAACAUUCCUUGCUAGACUGAUACAGAACUUCAAAAUUGAAUGGUUCGGACCACCGCUCAGGAUCAAGAGGACUUCCUUGAACUAUACACAGCCACCCUUUAAUUUUAUUUUCAAGGAUGUUUGAUUGUCAAGUUAUGUAAAAUUUUAAAAAUAGGUAUAAUAUAUGUGGGCAUGUCGCGUAUGCAUUACAACCACAUCAGCAGACAAAUGCGUUUAACUACCACAUUAGGUAUUAUAGUCGUGAACAUAGAUUUAAUUAUAAUAUUAAAAAAUACUAUUUUUUAAUUCAUUAUUCGUUACUAAACGCAGGGGAUAUCUGUAAAUACUAUAUACUAAAAUGAAAAAUUUUACCUUCUGAUAGCUUGGUCACUCCAGAAUAUAUUCGAUCUGAAUAGCAGAACAUUGCGAAUUCUUUUCCAUCGUAUCGAAUUAUUGAAUGUUAAAAUUUUUCAGUAUUUAAUUAUUUUUUUUUAUACAUAAUUUGAAUUAUUUCUAUAAAAUUAAUAUCUACAUAUACGCAAUUUAUUUAUUAUAUAAGUACAUAAUUUUACGUAACUCCAAUUUGUUAAGCAAAUUUAACUACCUAAUUCAUUUUUCAAAAAUCACUUAAAUUAUGAACCCAAAUAAAAUUUAUAUUCUUCAUCUUAAUCCAAUACAUAUUUGUCACUUACUUCUGGUUUGUAAAAGAUUAUAGUUUUAUUUAAAAAUUUUCAAGUUUUCAUUAAAUUAAUUCCUCGGAUGGUCGUAGACUGUUAAUCUUCUUCGAUUUUUUUAUAUCUUUUUUCAACAUAAUAAAUCUUUUGCAUAGA
Galleria mellonella (greater wax moth) is the source of this 2306-nucleotide messenger RNA. Its product is annotated as cytochrome P450 CYP12A2-like. Gene Ontology annotation, molecular function: oxidoreductase activity, acting on paired donors, with incorporation or reduction of molecular oxygen; heme binding; iron ion binding. The transcript has 10 exons. The record is from RefSeq and is a predicted model, not a curated record. NCBI's taxonomy places the organism in Eukaryota, Metazoa, Arthropoda, Insecta, Lepidoptera, Pyralidae. The coding region runs from base 98 to 1621 and encodes 507 amino acids. Gene Ontology annotation, biological process: cholesterol metabolic process; cellular response to peptide hormone stimulus; cortisol metabolic process. Gene Ontology annotation, cellular component: mitochondrial inner membrane.